GCCCAGCUGCCGACGUCAUCAAGCGAGUCUAUUUUAGUCCCACCUGCAGUCGACUUCCUUAAUCUUAAAGUUUUCAUAUAAGUUAGGUCGCUGUCUCUUGCUGGAUUAACUGUUAAACGUUUUUUCUCGAAGAAUGUACAAGAUCCCGCUUUUUAUUGUUAUUUGUGGUUUGAGCUGUUUUUUCACAUCCCCUGCGACUGUUCCUCGGCCUGGCCUUGACUUGGGAGGCAUCAGGAACCGGCGGGAAGUUCACUGCAGAGAUGGGCAGUACUUGAACAACAACAUCUGCUGCCUAAACUGCCCAGCUGGCACCCAUUUGAAGUCGCCAUGCACUACGCCAGGUGAAAGGGGGCAGUGUGAGGAAUGUGCAGAUGAAAUGCACAUGGAACAUUCCAAUCACCUUCCCCAAUGCUUCACAUGCACAAAUUGCCGUUCAGAUCAAGAAGUUGUCCGGUCUUGUAGCCGCACUCAGGACACAGAAUGUCACUGUAAAGAAGGAAAAUUUUGUGUACCUGAUCAGGCUUGUGAGAUGUGUAAGAAGUGUUUAAGAUGUGGGACAGAUGAAGAGGUUGUCCGCAACUGUACUGCUACAUCAAACCGUGAAUGCAAGAAAAUCCCAUCGCAGUCUUCCUCUGGCUCAGACGCUGUCUAUAUUGUCCCAGUUGUGCUGAUCAUUGUUAUAGUAUUGGUGGGUGGUAUUUGCUGGUAUAAGAAGAAACAUGCCAGAGGUUCUGAAGCAAAUGAAUUGAAAGCUGAGCAGCACGCACAGGGGAGGAAGAACGAAGAAGCCCAAAGGCCGGGUUGCUCCAGUCUAAUCUUUUCUCAGCCACGGGUGAGAGUUCAAAGCUCAGCCAAUGUGGAGGACGAGCGUCAAGCAUUGUGUGAAAGCUGCAACAGCUCUGCCAAUAACUCCCAGCAAAAUCUAACCAGCCUACCCCCUGCCAUUCCCGCCUCUGCCCACCGAGCCUGCCUGAUCGCCAAUGAGCCCAAUUUGAGGGCGAAGGAGGAGCCUUUUCUGGAGCUGCUUCCUGUAAAUGGUGAAGAGUCUCUCAGGAAGUCCUUUCAGUAUUUUGAGGAGGUAGACAUCGAUUACUACAAGAGAUUCUUCCGGGAGCUUGGCCUCAACGGAAAUGUUAUCAAAAGAACUGAUCAACUUUCUUAUGAUGAUAAGAUUCACGAGUUGUUGAACAUCUGGUUUGAGAAAGUGGGAAAAGAUGCAAGUUUAAAUGACCUGCUGAAAGCACUAUUGGAGAUUGAUCAAAGACGAACAGCUGAGAUUAUCAAGGAGAAAGCCUUAGCCAAUGGUCUUUUCGUUUUAAAGGCGCAAUCGUAAUUUAUUCGUAGGAGUUACUUGGCAUCCUACUGAUUUACGUACCUGGAUGUGGUGUAUGGUUUUUGUACACACCAUGGUGUUGUGCCAAGAGGUAUGUCUUCCAGUCCUUUGGAGACACGGCACUGUUGUAUUUAUGCUGCAGUUCUGAUUGGAAGUGCAGGAACUCUGUGGUUGUUCAAUCACACGGAGAAGCCAAACAAAUAUGAUAAGGGGUGAAAGGCACUUCAGCUGCAACUCUAAUUUAAAUGUCUGUUGAAGGCAUUUCAUUAAACUGUCAAGUAUUUUGUUCGUUUUGUACUGUGACAUUAGUGACUAAUUUGUUCCUACAGAUUUCUCAGGAAUGACUUUGUUGGCUGUCCAAAUGAACAUGUCUCAAGGUUAGUUGGAUUGUCACUGGAUUAGGACAUUUAAUGCAAAAGAGUAAGAUUGUGCACAUUUUAAUGUAUUUAUUUUUUUCCAUAUUUUGGGUUCAGUCUGCAGUGUUUUACAGAGCAAAUAUCUCAAGUGGUUUACCGAACAAAAUGUACCAGAUUAAGAUGUCUCCUAUCCAACUUUUUGCUUUUGUUACUUUUCGUUACAGACAUCAUUGAUCAAAUGAAAUGCACUGUGGCUGUUUCAUGUUAGAUAUAAAGUAUGUCCAUCACUUCACCUCAGCCAAACACUUAUGCAGUCCUUAUUAAUGAAAUUGUCUAAGUGGAAUCCUAUUUGCAAACAUUCCCGCAUGGGAAGAUUGACCUUUGGUUUUCUUGUCAGCACAUACAUAAGUUAUUUUUUUGUUAAUUUAUUGUUUGUGUUUGUGUUGCGGGCACAUUUUCACACUCCUGAAGGAGGGAAGUUUCUCAAUGGGCACUUUGGUAGUGUGGAGCUGCAUAAUGUUGCUUUGCUGAUGAUGCAUUAAUAACGGCGCUGAUGCCUUUUAAAAUGCUUAAAAUGUUAACAUGGUUGUUGUUGCUUUUUUCUUUUAAAUGGAGAUCUCAGUUAUAUGUCAAAAUGUUAAGUUAUAUGAUGCUGCUAUGUAUGUUAAUGUACAUCUGGAGCUUGAAGAAAUUCCAAGUUAUAAAUUAUUACACUUGGGUGAUGGUAAAAACACCAGCUCAAUUUUUCAGUAAUUUAAACAUCUUUGAAGUCUGGUAUUUUACAACAAUAACUUGUUGAUAUUCCAUAUUUAUAAAUCUCCUUGAGGUUAUUCCACAUGGUUGUUUGUUGAAGUCUAACAAUAAAGAUAUAUCAUAAAAUUGUA
Syngnathoides biaculeatus (alligator pipefish) is the source of this 2573-nucleotide messenger RNA. RefSeq names its product hematopoietic death receptor (gene hdr). Gene Ontology annotation, biological process: TRAIL-activated apoptotic signaling pathway; positive regulation of apoptotic process. Gene Ontology annotation, cellular component: cell surface; plasma membrane. Gene Ontology annotation, molecular function: protein binding. The transcript has 10 exons. The coding region runs from base 134 to 1333 and encodes 399 amino acids. Lineage: Eukaryota; Metazoa; Chordata; Actinopteri; Syngnathiformes; Syngnathidae. The record is from RefSeq and is a predicted model, not a curated record.